Messenger RNA from Lycium barbarum (goji berry), 2217 nucleotides. RefSeq lists its product as uncharacterized. The transcript has 3 exons. Gene Ontology annotation, molecular function: RNA-DNA hybrid ribonuclease activity; nucleic acid binding. The coding region runs from base 1 to 2217 and encodes 738 amino acids. The record is from RefSeq and is a predicted model, not a curated record. Lineage: Eukaryota; Viridiplantae; Streptophyta; Magnoliopsida; Solanales; Solanaceae.
AUGGCUAUUAAGGACUUGAGCUCUGAAAGUGCCCCCGGGCUUGAUUGUUAUAAUGGCUAUUUCUAUCAGAAAUGUUGGAAAAUUAUUAAAAGAGGUGUUACUAAUUUUGUUCAAUCUUUCUUUGCAGGGAAACAGUUGACUAGAUUUUACUCUCACUCUUGCCUCAUGCUUAUCCCAAAAGUAGAGGCACCUACUAGUUUCUCGCAAAUGAGACCUAUCAGUCUUAGUAAUUUCUCAAACAAGAUUCUUUCUAAGAUUGUUGCUUCCAGGCUUAAUCCUUACCUCCCUAGACUUAUCUCGGAUAACCAAAAUGGUUUUAUUAAUGGUCGGCUAAUUACUGAGAAUGUUAUCCUUGCUCAGGAAAUUGUGCACAACAUUAGUAAAAACAAAAAAAAGGAGAAUAUGAUCAUUAAGUUAGAUAUGGAAAAGGCUUAUGAUAGAGUUUCAUGGGUUUUCUUGUAUGCGGUCUUAAAGAAGAUAGGCUUUAACGGGAACUUCAUUGAUAUCAUCAAAAGACUGGUAGAGGAUGCUUGGUAUUCUGUUUUGAUUAAUGGGGAUAGGAAAGGUUUUUUUCACUCAUCUAGGGGACUCAAACAGGGGGAUCCCCUAUCACCCUUUCUCUUUGUAAUUUCUGCUAAAAUAUUAUCCAAGAUGCUUAAUAACCUUUUUGAUAACAGAAAAUAUACAGGAUUCACCAUGGCAAAGGAAGGACCACAGAUAAAUCAUCUUGCUUACGCAGAUGAUGUGGUCAUUUUCACCUCAUGGAAGAAGAAAUCUUUGAGAAGGGUCAUGAGGGAGGAAAAAGAUCUGCUAUUUUACAUAUAUGACCACAAAGAUUAUGCAGAAAGCUGGAGCAUGGCAAGGGAAUCUCCUCUCAUAUGGAGGGAAAGCAGUCAUAAUCCAACAAAUACUGCAAUCCCAAACAAUGCACCUACUCGCUGCUAUAUCCCCCCCCCCCCCAUAGAUGUCCUGAAUCAAAUUGAGAAAUACCUACAAGAUUUCUAUUGGGGACAGAGAGAAGGCAAGAAGAAGCAUCACUGGGCAGCAUGGGACUUCCUUUGCUAUCCAAAAGAUGAAGGUGGUGUCGGUUUCAAAAGCCUAUUUGAUAUUCAGACCUCAUUUGAAAUAAAGAGAUGGUGGAGAAUUAGAACUCAGGAUAACCUCUGGACUAAGUUCAUGAAUGCCAAAUAUUGCAAAAGAGUCAACCUUGUGGCAAGAAAGUGGACUUCAGGGCAGUCUCAAAGCUGGAAGGAACUUAUGAGGAUCACGAUAGUUGUUGAACCUCACAUGUUAUGGAAGAUCAACAGGGGAGAAAGUUUAUUCUGGUGGGAUAACUGGACCAGAAUUGGUCCUUUAUCCCUUUAUGUCAAUAGAAACAGGGCAAUGGGAAACUCUCGAGUCAACGAAUUUAUUAUAGAUAACAGGUGGAACAAUGAGAGGUUACAGGAUGUGGUGCCUCCCAACUUACAACAGUAUAUCAAUCAAAUUCAUAUCUUUGAUAGAAACAUUCCUGACAAAUGCUACUGGAUACUCGCUCAAGAUGGUGUUUUCAGUUGUGCUACGGCUAGGGAUGCUAUAAGUCCUAAGAAGGCUAAAAAUGAUACCCUUAAUACCAUUUGGCACAAGAAGAGGUGCUCAGCCAGAUUUAGCAAGAUUAAAACUUCUUUCUCAAAAGUGAUUUAUGAGAUUGUCUUUAAUCUCAAAGUUGCUCUAAGAAAGGUUUUUAACUUUGUUCCACUAGAGGCAAACUGGAGGGACCUCUGUAUUCUGAUUGAUGGCUAUAAACCAAAGCUGAAAUUCAUCCAUGUAUGUUGGUUGAAGCCCCUUUCGAUGGCUUUCAAACUAAAUACUGAUGGUAUUUCGAUGAGCAAAGAUAACAAAGCAGGAGCGGGAGGCAUUCUUAGAGAUCAUCAGGGGAGUAUGGUGAUGGCCUUCACUGUCUCCAUGAUAUUCUGCUCUAAUAAUAUGGCUGAAACUCAAACGUCUAACUUUGGACUUAAAUGGUGUCAACAGAAUAAUGUUAGCAAUCUGAUUUUGGAGAUAGACUCUAAAUUAGUGGUAGAUAUGAUUAAUGGCACUUGUAAACCUACUUGGAAAAUUCAGUAUUGGAUCACGGAGAUACAGGAAAAAGUUAAGGCUCUCAAAGCUAUAGUGACUCAUUGCUACAGGGUGAUCCAACUCUACCUCAGAUUCUUUGGCAAAGUUUGGUGCCACUGA